Messenger RNA from Trichoderma asperellum CBS 433.97, 3213 nucleotides. RefSeq lists its product as uncharacterized. The record is from RefSeq and is a predicted model, not a curated record. Gene Ontology annotation, cellular component: cyclin/CDK positive transcription elongation factor complex; nucleus. Gene Ontology annotation, biological process: protein phosphorylation; positive regulation of transcription elongation by RNA polymerase II. Gene Ontology annotation, molecular function: cyclin binding; RNA polymerase II CTD heptapeptide repeat kinase activity; ATP binding. NCBI's taxonomy places the organism in Eukaryota, Fungi, Ascomycota, Sordariomycetes, Hypocreales, Hypocreaceae.
AUGGGGCAGACUACAUUGCCUCCGCGUCGCCCUCGACAUGCUGCCAUGAGAGACGACGGAGGAAGUUAUGAUUCCAGAGAACGGCCUCGAUCUGGCAGAGGAGUGACGUCCUCGGAUCGACCAGGAUCUCCUCCCCACGGGGCCCGUCUCGACUCAGACUACGCCUCUCGGCACCACCACCGUCCCAGAGACUCGGCUCCAUCGCAGCGGCACCGCUCACGAGACCGCAGCCGAGACUACAAUCGGCGAGACAAACCUUCAUCCUCGCGCGCCCCCGCCGAGUCGGAAGACCUGAUCCCUCGCUAUCGUGAGAGCAAGGCGCGCUCCUCGGAGGCCAAGACCAGGACGACUCGGGGCAGCCGUAGCCGCAGCCGCAGCCGUGAUCGUGAUCGUGAUCGUGACCGUGACCGUGGGGGGUUCGGCUCUCCGUCAUCCUCGAAGCGACACAGGAGUCGAAGCCGCAGCCGCAGCCGAUCCUUGAGCCCGUCUCGUAGGAAACGCUACAAGAAGGCUCACAGCCCACCUCCGCGCAGCCCAGCCCGAAGCUCCAAAGCCGAAUCGAGGAGACGAAGACAUCAUUCCACCGACCGUCGAGAUUCUUCACCGCGUCGCCACCGUUCUUCCCACAAAUCCCCCUCCCGAUCCGACGACACCCGUCGCUAUUCGAGGCGAAGAUCUCCACCCCAUUCCCCGGCGAGAUCUGAGGCUGAGAGGAGACACACCCGACGCGACUCCUCACGCCACCGUCACAAGUCCGAAACAUCUCGAAGCGUAUCACGAAAUCGGUCUCCAUUUCCUUCUGACAAACGGCGUCGUUCGCCCUCGAAUCGCAGGGACUCGCUGUCACGCGCGGGCGGCUCUGCUCUGACAGUCCGCACUGCUGCUGACGACCAAUCGAGAGGUGACGCGAACUACCGAUCGGCUAAUCGAGAUCCAAGGCCUCGAUCUCCCCAGGCCCAUCGAGAGGGAAAACGAGAAAAGGAUAUCCCCGAGCCGCAUCAUACCUCGCGGUCGGACAUCGACGACGAUAUGACGUCUCGAAGUAGUUACCGUGGAGGAUAUAACGCUGCUUAUUCGCACCAAUCUCAUCAUAGCAACGAUCCCCAAGGGUUUUCUCAGUCUCCUCAGAAUUCUGGCUCUUUUCACAAUUCUCCGUCUUCUUCCUCAUAUGGCGCCGGCCGUUCUGGAUGGAAUGGUCAUCAAUAUUCUCCACAACAGCAAUACCCUCCCCAGUAUACUCAUGGAAGUGGUAGCUAUGCUUCCAGUGUCCCCCCUCAAAACGGAUCACAGAAUCACUACCACGGCAAUUCAUUGCAUUCUCCUCCAUAUGCCGCUCCUACCGGUCCUCAGGGUAGUUAUCGAGGAAAUCAUCGGGGUGGCGGCUUUCGUGGCGGAUCUUUUGCAAAUCGAGGUGGCUAUCGCGGCUCCAACUUCAAAAGCGCUUCUGGGAACUCCUCAUCUCGGGCGCCACCACCACCACCUCCUCCUCCUCCCCCUCCCCCUCGAAGCAAUGGGUUUCCUUUAGAUGGGGAUGAUGAGGUGAGACAAGCCACCGCAGAUGCAGACGCAAGUCCCAGGGAAGUUGUAGAACCCACUGAUACCCAUGAACAUGCCGCUGUGGACCACUCAGACGAUGUACCAUCAGCCCCCAAGGACAAUCAUGGCGAAGCUUCAUCACAAACCCCAACUAAGCCAGGCAGUGGUGCUGGAAAAUUUAGCUUCGCCUUUAAACCGUCAUCAAAGCCCACACCUGCAGCUCCAAAGCCAGAGAUAUCUCAAAAAUUCAACGCUGCUCCUCAAAGACGAGAGCCUGUGCAAACUCAAACUCCUAAUCGGGAUCGAGAGCCUCCCCCCAGCGCCCCUACUGAGCCGUCGUCGGUGCGGUCCCGGCGAGAGCGGGAGCGCGAACGAGAGCGCGAACGAGAAAGAGAAAGAGAGCGAGAACGAGAGUUUAGGCACCCCCCUGAAGGGCCGAAAAUGGCGCCUAGAACACGGAAGGUUAUGAAGGUUAUGAAACGACUGAAACCUCGACCGACCCUCCCGGACGACUUGAUCGCGUCUGAGUCGGUAUUUUUCAGGAAACCAGGAAAUGAAUCCGUUGUUGGCUCGGGAACGUACGGUAAGGUGUUUAAAGGACUAAAUGUCUACACCAAGGGACUCGUUGCUCUGAAACGGAUUCGCAUGGAGGGCGAAAGGGAUGGCUUCCCAGUAACUGCCGUGCGAGAAAUCAAACUGUUACAGUCACUGAGGCACACAAACAUUGUCAAUCUUCAGGAGGUCAUGGUGGAGAAAAACGACUGUUUCAUGGUUUUCGAGUACCUAUCGCAUGACUUGACGGGCUUGCUCAACCAUCCUUCCUUUACUUUGGAUCCAGCCCAGAAGAAGCAUUUGGCCAAGCAGCUUUUCGAAGGUUUAGACUACCUUCAUGAGAGGGGCGUGCUUCAUCGCGACAUUAAGGCCGCAAACAUCCUUGUCAGUAGCGAGGGCAUAUUGAAGCUGGCAGAUUUUGGCCUUGCUCGAUUUUAUGCGAAGCGGCACCAGCUAGACUACACAAACCGUGUCAUUACAAUCUGGUAUCGAUCACCUGAACUCUUGUUGGGAGAAACCAAGUACACUGCCGCUGUCGAUGUAUGGAGUGCCGCGUGCGUCAUGGUAGAGAUCUUUUCGCGGGUGGCCAUCUUUGCUGGCGACGGGACAGAGCUCAGCCAGCUCGAUAAGAUAUACAACAUCCUGGGGACACCCACCCGCCAAGAUUGGCCCGGUAUCACCGAUAUGGCAUGGUUCGAGCUGCUUAGGCCAACUGCAAAGCGAAAGAAUGUCUUUGCAGAAAAAUACAAGGAGAAGGUCUCUCCCGCUGCUUUUGACUUAUUGCAAUCCAUGUUCUGCUACGAUCCGGCCAAGCGGCCCACAGCGGCUAUGGUUUUGCAGCACCCAUACUUCACUACCGAAGAGCCAUUACCUACCCAGGCAGUAGAGCUAGCGAAUAUCGGUGGUGACUGGCAUGAGUUUGAGUCAAAAGCCCUGCGUAAAGAAAAUGAACGGCGAAAUCGAGAAGCUCGAAAAGCUGCCAAAGACACUUCUCGAGACAACGACAAGAAGCGCGUCACAGAAUCUCAUGACCGCGAGAGGAACGUCAAGAGAGUACAUGUCGAUCAGAAACCACUGGAAAGUCGGAGUAGCAGCACGACAACGACAGCGGCAACGAAGAAAUGA